This is a messenger RNA of Desarmillaria tabescens, 1010 nucleotides long. RefSeq lists its product as uncharacterized. The transcript has 3 exons. The record is from RefSeq and is a predicted model, not a curated record. Bases 1 to 618 code for a protein of 205 amino acids. NCBI's taxonomy places the organism in Eukaryota, Fungi, Basidiomycota, Agaricomycetes, Agaricales, Physalacriaceae.
AUGGAUUCCGUGUUGACACUCGUAAAUCCAUCACCAACUACACACCUCGAGUUCGACCGCAAUAGUGUCGUUAACGCGACCCUACUGAAGAACUCACAGCCUGCAUACUGCAUUCAGACGAAGCAGAGGACAACGUCUGCACGGACGGAUAUCAUAGAUAUCAGGACCCAAGAGGUCAUCGCGUCCAUCGAGUUAAAGGAGAUUUCCCGGACGUGCGUCAAGAUUGGUAAAUGGAUGAAGGAGGAGCACUUACCGGAUAAAACGUGCGGCACUUUUAAAGAUGAUUACAGCUUUGGUUUUGAUCUGCGAGACAGACGGGUCAGAGUCAUCGAAACAGCAUACGGGCGGUACCUGUGGAAGCUCCACGUCGUCCAUCGCUUGGCGCUGUAUGCAGAGAAUAACCUCGAAACACCCGUGGCUUUUCUUCAACCCGCAACGAGAACCAGUCCUCUAGUUCUCGUAGUCGAGUCGGAGGCGAUGGGGUUUAUCGACCAGAUAAUUGCGUCGUUCAUUAUCCGAGAAAAGGAGCUGCGCGCAGAGGAGAAAAAGUCGGAAGUCGCUGCUGGAAUGCUAAUUGUAGAGGCCAAUCCAUUGAGCACUGGAGGGCCGAUAGUCUGAGAGACAUGUUAGAGGGAAAAUGAGUGACUGCUCUGGAUUACCAGGUACCCUCCCGUACCAACCUCUCCACCGUCGACGUUCCCUAUCUCAACGCGAUGCCAAAUGUCACCCCGGAACACGAUGCAUAAACGCAUCGCUCGUUUCGAUACGCAAAUAUCCUUUGAAAAUGUCACUGUGAGCCCGACUCGGAAAAUUGAGAAAAUCCGGUCUUGAAAAGAGUGAUGGUAGGCUUUACAGAAGAAACGCUCUGAAUACAACAAUGCGAGAGAAACAAAGGUAUUCACGAUACAUCCAUGUCGAAGGCUGUUUCAAGCGCAGAAGGAGCGCCACAGGCUACCGCUGUCGAGACCAGACUUGAACCGGCCCGGGACGGUAGGACCUCGUGUUUGAUC